This is a messenger RNA of Chiloscyllium plagiosum (whitespotted bambooshark), 2695 nucleotides long. The record is from RefSeq and is a predicted model, not a curated record. Lineage: Eukaryota; Metazoa; Chordata; Chondrichthyes; Orectolobiformes; Hemiscylliidae.
AUUAAAAGGUUUCCAACUUCCUUCAAACUACUUACCUGUUUGAACAGCCAUUACUCUUCAAAGUUUUUGAUUGUCUGUAAAUCACAGAUUCCCCAUGAUCAAGGUGCUACAUAAAUGCAAGGCCAUUCUGCUCAUCUCGUCAUAUUCUUCUCAACUUUAGUGGCCGAGCUGAGGUCCUUUGUCCCUCACUUGGACUCCUCAAAACAAUUUCUAUUUAUUAACAUGCCUUGCUUGGCAGAGAACCGUAGAAACAAAACUAAAGAAAGCAGUUGUUGCCUUAAGUCAAAGGGUCAAUAACAAGAGGCAAUAAUGUUAAGGCAAAGGUCAGGUGGUUUACAGGGGAUUUGAGGUGAAGUUUUUAGCCCAGAAGGUGGUGGUGGCAGCAGGACUUGGAAUGCCCAGCCUGGGGGAGGGGGGGGGUGGUCAUUAAGGCGGGUAAUCUUAACCUCUAAAAACAACUUGGAUAAGCACUUAACAUCAUACCAUUCAAGGCUAUGGGCCUAGUGCUGGAAAGUAGGAUUAGUGUAGAUUUAGUGCAGUUUUGACAGUACAGACCUCAUGGGCCGAUGGGCCUCUUCUCUAUUGUGUAACUCUAUAUGGAACUAAAAAAAAAACACAAUACAAUCUAAGCUGUCACAUUCUUCUUGGUAAUUUAAAGCAGAAAACACACUCUUCCAGUUUUACUUUUCUAUUAAAAAGUUGUCAGGGGUUCAUAUCAGCACAAUGUUUGAAAGCAAAACAAAAAACCCCUCCAAUACACUGUCCUGUGAUAAGUUAAUUCAAUUAUGAUGGAUAUAUAGGCAGUUCUCCUAUAACACUGUAGUUGCAUUCCAGUGAAACCUCACUUAAUAGAAAUAAUGAAGCCGAUGGGAAAAGUUGGGUUAGGGGCAGACCAUCAAAAAAAAAUCACUAUCAUUCAAACAAAAAAAAACAUCACCCAAAAGUCUAAUGCAAAAUAUACUGCAGCCUGAGUGAAGGCUGAAAUCAUGUUUAUUAACAAAACAAAAGUAAAUUUAGCACAAUAUGUUUGGAAAAUGUAAGAAAGCUGUUCUCUGUACAGCACCUCUCACAGAAAGCUACUCUAUUGGUAGGUGACAUCAGCGCGUGCGCAGAACAGCACCAAGUCUGACACUGAUGUCGCGCAUGCAUGGGUACCGGCAUGUGCGCAGAACUGUAAGAACACAGACAUAAGCAAUGUGCCAGAAAUCGCAUGAACUGAUCCCUGCUGGAAUCGUGCUAUUGCCAAAGGGAUCAGGUCCUCCGGAUUACACCCAGAGAUGAAAAACAGGUGAGCCUUGUGAUGUCCUUGGAGGAUCAGGAGCAUCUCCAGCUUGAUAUCUGGCAUCGUCCUGUCAAAUCUGACCUCUUUAUAGAUGUCCAUGUUCCAGAGAACAGUCUUCAGUCCUUCAAAGUGUUUCUGGAGUACAAUGGUAUUCAGUACUCAGUGAUGAUUGAAGACCUGCAGGUGAUGAUUGACAAUGAGAAAGCUGAACUGGAGCAGAUGACCACGAUGGAACGCUCCACCCUCUCCUUCAACUAUGGCAAAUACCACACUCUGGAUGAGAUCUAUAGUUGGAUGGACAGUCUUGCUAAUGAAUAUCCAGGACUGGUACAGAAGCAGCAAAUUGGGACAUCAUUCGAAGGCCGCCCACUCUACGUGUUAAAGUUCAGCACUGGUGGGACUGGACGCCCAGCGAUAUGGAUUGACAGUGGGAUCCAUGCCCGUGAGUGGGUCUCACCCGCCAGUGCAAUCUGGAUGGCGAAGAAGAUCAGUAGUGACUAUGGCCAGGAGCCCUUUAUCACAUCCUUGCUAAGGAAAAUGGACAUCUUUAUGGAGAUUGUGGUGAACCCAGAUGGUUAUGCUUACACCCACACCAAGAACAGAUUGUGGCGUAAGACCAGAUCCACAGGCCCUGGAAGAAACUGUUUUGGGGUUGAUGCCAACAGGAACUUUGAUGCUGGGUUUGGAGGUCCAGGAACCAGUAACAAAUCAUGCCAGGAGACGUAUCAUGGACCCUACCCUAACUCUGAACGUGAGGUUGCAGCUAUUGUGAAUUUUGUGCAGAGUCACAGAAACAUCAAGAGUUUCAUCACUAUUCACAGUUACUCCCAACUCGUCAUGUACCCCUUUGGCUACAAGUGCGUGCCCCCUGCUGAUUACCAGGAGCUGGAUGCACUUGCUAAGUCUGCUGUCAGCUCUUUAACCUCACUGUAUGGAACACGUUAUAAGUUCGGGUCUAUCUGUGAAACAAUAUACCAGGCUAGUGGAGGCAGCAUUGACUGGACAUAUGACCAGGGCAUCAAGUAUUCCUUUGCCUUUGAACUCCGUGACACAGGUCGCUAUGGUUUCUUGCUACCAUCCAGUCAGAUUCUCCCAACCGCUGAGGAGACCUGGUUGGCGAUAAAGACAAUCAUGAGUUAUGUUAGUGACUACUCAUGAUCUUUAUAUCAACUGGUGGCACCAAAGAACCCAGGAUGGAACAGAGCUGAGAUUAUGGAUAGAUUUCGAUGAUCAUUCACUCUGCCAAACAUUGUAAUUUGAAAUCACCUCCAGCCUCUGUCUUAUUUGCAUUUCUGAAGCAGUGUUAGUAAAUGAAUGAGCAACAAAACCCCACAAAUAAAAAAAAAUAAAAAUCAGAAAGGGACAAUUAUGGCUGAUAUCUGGAAUUCAAUCCUUCCAAUCAGUGUUGAAAAU